This is a messenger RNA of Striga hermonthica, 765 nucleotides long. NCBI's taxonomy places the organism in Eukaryota, Viridiplantae, Streptophyta, Magnoliopsida, Lamiales, Orobanchaceae. The record is from the annotation of a GenBank genome assembly.
AUGGCCCGGAAGUUCUUCGUCGGCGGCAACUGGAAAUGCAAUGGAACCUCAGAAGAGAUAAAGAAGAUUGUAUCAACACUCAAUGCUGCUGAGGUGCCAUCUGAAGAUGUUGUUGAAGUUGUUGUCAGCCCUCCAUUUGUGUUUCUCCCCAUUGUAAAGAGUUCUCUGCGGCCCGAUUUCCAUGUUGCAGCUCAAAAUUGUUGGGUUAAGAAAGGGGGUGCUUUCACUGGUGAGAUUAGUGCUGAGAUGCUUGUCAAUCUGGACAUACCUUGGGUAAUUCUUGGUCACUCUGAACGUAGAGCUUUGUUGGGUGAGACAAGUGAGUUUGUUGGAGAUAAAGUUGCAUAUGCCCUUGCUCAAGGUCUGAAGGUAAUUGCUUGCAUUGGCGAGACUCUUGAACAGAGAGAAGCAGGAUCUACUUUGGAUGUUGUUGCUGCACAAACUAAGGCCAUAGCAGAGCGUAUUUCUGAUUGGACAAAUGUUGUCCUGGCUUACGAGCCUGUUUGGGCUAUUGGAACCGGCAAGGUGGCCACUCCUGCACAAGCUCAAGAAGUGCACCAUGAAUUAAGGAAGUGGCUUCAGACUAAUAUCAGCCCUGAAGUUGCUGCUUCAACCAGGAUAAUAUAUGGAGGAUCCGUGACUGGUGGUAACUGCAAGGAACUGGCAGUACAACCUGAUGUCGAUGGUUUUCUAGUCGGGGGUGCUUCUCUGAAGCCGGAGUUCAUAGACAUCAUAAAGUCCGGCGAGUUGAAGAAAAGUGCUUGA